AUAGGGGCGUGGAAACUGUCUGACAUGCAGCGCAAACGCGACGUCAUCGGUGGAUUGGACCAAUGAGAGCGCCGGAAUGCUAAUUCCAGAAUCUUCUCGGAAGUGGAGACUGUGAUGAUGUCGGAGCGGCCGCUGCUGCUUCAGCUAGCUUCAGCUCUGUGAACCAGAGGGCGUCAAUCUACGGCAGCCAUGGUGUAGAGGAGCGUAAAACAAACAAACGAACAAAACUAAUCAGCACAAUGCAACGACCUUAAUCGAGGCCUGUCGCUCUGGAGCAGCAAGGAGGUGAUUCAUCUCCCCCGCAGCAGAGGUUUGACCACAUCACUGUGACUUACCAUUGACAGAAGUUUGGAACAAGUCGUUUUUGGAGGCUAACUUGAACAAGAAAUAUCUGUUGCUACAGCGCCUUCAGCACCAUCAGGACUAUUUAGAAUCAUCAUGAACACCCACGAGUCAGACGUUCACACCAUCUCCCCGGAGCUGCCGGCGAUGUUCGACGGCAUGAAGCUGGCGGCGGUGGCCACGGUGCUCUACGUCAUCGUCCGCUGCUUGAACCUCAAGAGCCCCACCGCUCCCCCGGACCUCACCUACCAGGACACGCCCCUCAACCGCUUCCUUCUCAAGUCCUGUCCACAGCUGACCAAAGAGUACAUUCCUCCCUUAUUGUGGGGUAAGAGCGGUCACCUCCAGACGGCACUGUAUGGGAAACUGGGUCGGGUGAGCUCACCUCACCCCAGUGGAGUCAGAAAGUACUUACCCAUGCAGGAUGGGGCCACAUCGACCUUUGACCUCUUCGAGCCAAUGGGCGACCAUCGAACAGGAGAUGACAUCACCAUGGUGAUAUGUCCUGGUAUUGGUAACCAUAGUGAAAAGCAUUACAUCCGAACGUUUGUGGAUUAUGCUCAGAAGGACGGUUACCGCUGCGCCGUGCUGAACCACCUGGGAGCUCUCCCCAACAUCGAGCUCACCUCUCCACGCAUGUUUACCUAUGGUUGCACCUGGGAGUUUGCAUCCAUGGUUGGCUACAUUAAGCGGGCGUAUCCACAGACCCAGCUGAUCGUGGUGGGCUUCAGCCUGGGUGGAAACAUCGUGUGUAAGUUCCUGGGCGAGAACAGGACGAACCAGGAGCGAGUGCUGUGUUGUGUCAGCGUCUGUCAGGGGUACAGUGCUCUCAGGGCCCAGGAAACAUUCCUGCAGUGGGACCAGUUCAGACGCUUCUAUAACUUUCUCAUGGCAGACAACAUGAAGAAAAUCAUUCUCUCACACAGGCACAGUCUGUUUAGAGGGAGCUCAGUUAAAGUGGUAGAUGCAGAUCUCAGUCGGCUGUACACAGCAACGUCUCUCAUGCAGAUCGACGACAACAUCAUGAGAAAAUUCCAUGGCCACAGCUCUCUCAAAGAAUACUAUGAAAAGGAGAGUUGUGUACAUUAUAUUCACAAUGUAAAGGUGCCGCUGCUGUUGGUGAACUCUGCAGAUGAUCCUCUGGUCCAUGAAUCACUGCUCACCAUCCCUCGCACACUAGCAGCAAAGAUGCCCAAUGUGAUCUUCUCCCUGACGCUACACGGAGGCCACCUGGGCUUCUUCGAGGGCGCAGUGCUCUUCCCUCAGCCCCUCACCUGGAUGGACAAAGUGAUUGUGGGUUACGCCAACGCUCUGUGCCAGUGGGAGAAACAGAAACCGCCGUGCCAAAGUGCACACCUCAGUGAGAGCUCCUGCGUGGAGGAAAAAGCUUAAACCUCUGACCUUUGUCUCUCUCUUUCACUCCUCCUCCUCCUCCUCCUCCUCCUCCCCCAUCGCCUCUCACCCUCCUCUCCCACCACUGUCCCAGCACUGAGGAGACACCUGAACUGAACCUUAAACUCUUCUUCUCUGCCUUCUCCUCCGGUGCUACUCACCUCUCCAGACCCACACAUGUCUCCACACCUUCACCACGGUUCUCCUUUGUAAUCACCAUCACCUUACAGUAUGUGAAGGAACAAAAACAAAUAACUGCCUUUGUGCUCUUUUUCCUUUGCGAGGACUUUGAAUUCAGAGCAGGAACAUUUUCUCUAUGUGUACGCACCAGUGGUCCUUGGCUAAUGGAGGCAUUGACCAAAUAUGAUGAGAGGAAAGGGAAGUGAGAGCACCACUUUAGAGUAGUUCAUGAAAAACAAGAGCACACAUGAAGCCUCCUAUUACUGUAAACUGACUGUGCUGCAGUCGGUGCCCGUUGGCGGCACCUGUAAGAAGCUCACUGCUUAUCACCGCCAAGGCCAUAUAGCCUAGUCUGCUGUCUUAACCAACACAGCGUCUUUCUAGUAUGUAUGUAUCUAACUCACAGAUGUAGUGUGGAUGUCCGUGUGCGCCUGUGUCGACCGAGAGUUAAAGACCCCGUGACGGAGCAUGUGAUCUUUAUGUUUUUGGUAGUCGUGAUCCAGAUUCUCUGCCCCCUAACAUGUCCGUUCUUUUGGGUGAACUGUUGCUCUGUUGUUUGUAGAAAAUGUACAGUAGAAAAAAGAAGUAUUACGGUGGGAUUUUACAUGUUAUGUCCAGCUCAUGACAUCCUCCUGGCACAUAUGAUUUGGCACUUGAAAUGUGUUCAGACAUGAGUGGGAAUCAGCUCCAGUAGGGAUCCAUGCACAUUCCCACAGUCACAUUCUAUCACUUUGAUUCAGUGCACUUUACAUCCUGUAUGACACAAUCCUUUUACUCCCUGCCGCCCUCAUAAGAAGUAUGGAGGUUAUUGAUGAUUAAGCUGGAGAACUGGAGGGAGCGAGGAUGAUAACGAAAAGUUAGAUGACUUGCGUCUUCCCUGUGUCGUCUUUUGUCCGUGUCUUUGCGCCCUCUUGCUCUGUCGUCUGCCUUUGAUCAGCUGCAGGUCCAGCCAAGACUCUGAUAUCCUUCUCUUAUUGCACAGACCUGCCACUAGCCAGCUUCUGAGUGGUUAAGUGCUCAUAGACAUCUUAUUACAUUUACCAGCAGAUGAUUCUGUGGUGUCGGAUUUUGAAAAUGCAGCCACUGUGGUGCUGUUUAAAGGGAAGGUUCAGCAGGUUUUUUUCUUUAUAAUCUGAGCUGUGAGGUGUGAUUAGUAGGAGGGCAAAGGAACCAAAUGUUUAUUUCAUUGGACUAAAUUCUAGUCGGUUUCAGUUAGAUGGAGACCACUGCAUGCAAGAAAGAAGAGAUUUAAUGCAAGGGAAUAUUUAUGUUUCUUAGACUGCAUUGAAAAGCUUUUCUUUAGCAUUUUAGCUCCACAGAGUGGACUUAAAAAUGUUGAAAUCCAUCUUAGUCGUGUUUUGAUGAAAUCAAACUGCAAUAAUGGGACCUGUGGACUUUUAAAAACCUGAAUCUAAUUGAGAACUUUGUUGUAAGGGCUUAGGAAGCUGCUUCCAGUCCAGCCAAGUAAUCUGAACACUGUGAUGAGACAGAUGGAUGGUUUGAAAUAAUGAAGGGAGUGAGCUUUCUUGUAAGGCAUUUUCAUUCAUUAAUCUGUAGAUUACUUCUCAAUAAAUCGAUUAGUUGUGUGGUCUAGAAAAUGUCCGAAAAUGGUGAAAAAUGUUGAUUAGUGUUCCACAAAGCUCAAGACGACCUCCUCAGAUGCCCAGUUAUAUUCAGUUAACUGUCACAGAAGCUGGAAUCAGAGAAUUCUGACUUUUUCAAGAAAUUACUAAAACCAAUCGAAAAAGUUGGCGAUUAAUUUGAUAACUGAUAACUAAUCGAUUAGUUGUUGAAACUCUAAAGCCAAAGUUUGUGUGUUCUAACUAUUGGGUCUCAUAUCAUUUGCAUGUUAUAGAGUCAAUUUAAGUUGCAGGAGGUUUGGGAUAUCAGGACAUCUCAUAUAAGUAGCUCAUACUGUCAGUAAUGGAAGUGCACAGAGUAUAAAAACAUAUGAAUGGUAAGAAUCAAAGACCUGUGUUGAUGCUAAACAGUCAUUCAGUUUUUGUUUACAGUUAAAGUCUCCGCUGACAAAUAGUAGUUUGAUCUAAGUAAAUGUUCAUAAUGGUCACAUGAGCGGUACUGUAAUAUUGAUUCUGAUAUCAGAUCUCUUGUUACAUUUCACCUCCCUUUGUGGAUUAUUCUGUGCAAAUACUAUGAAAUCCAGGUGUUAAUCUCACAGACACUGGCUUAAAAAAACGUUAUCCCUCUUAACUCAAUACUGAUCUAAUACUGGUGGCCUCUUUUCACAAUUAUUUUUAUGUACUUGAAAGUAAAAUGAGUCUGUCGCAGAAAGUCAGCAGACCACCGUCACUGGAUUUAAAGGGAACUCCACUAUUUUUCAACCCUAUUUCCCUUUUGUCCAACCAGAGCCAGCCGUGAAAUCACUCUCACCAAAUCCACCAGACUCCAUUUACAGAAACACGCCAUGAAACACACUUCAUUCAAACAAAAUAACAGCCACCAAAAACACCUCAGUUUGUCUUUACAGUGUUCCAAUAAUCACCAACCCUGAUGUGGUUGAAAUAAAUCCUCAGUCUACAUUAGAUUUGAAAAUAUCAGACGAGGAGACGUCAGAGAAGCAGCAGAUGAUAAUAGCUUGUAGAGAGAUAUUUGCACAUGACGUGGUGGAUUAAGGAUUUCUCUCAACCAAACAGAUGUUGGUGACUGAUGGAACGCUGAGUCGACAAACUGAGGUGAUUUUGGUGACGGGUUUUAAUCAAGUGUGCUUUAUGACAGUAAAGUGACAUUUGAUGUUUCUGUAAAUGGAGUCUGGUGGUGUGCUUGGUUAUUUGUGAUUUAACAAAAAGGAUCUUAUUCUUUAACAAGAAGGGAUCAGUUCAAAUAAUUGUUAUCGUUUGACAAAAAAAAAAAAAUAGAAAAGAGUGUCCCCUUUCAUUCAACUAAAAUUGGAAACACUAAAUGUUAUAAUGACACUAACAAUGAACUAUUUAAUUUAUAUCAGAACUGCCAUGGCUGCUGUCUCUGGCGGAUGCAUCCUAAAGACGCUUUAGUGCAUCCCUAACUGCAAAGUGUCAGUUUGAGUUUCUUUGCCCAGAAAAAAAAAGAUUUUUCAUCCUCCAUUGUUCAAACCACAAACCACUGCUGCCAUCUGUUGUCAGGGAGACCAAACUACAACUGCCAGUCACUCAUGGCAAACGUCCUCUCAUUCGCAUGCAGAGAGGUGACAUGAUUCAGGGUUCGCUCUGUCCACAGCUCUCAUUUUAACACAAUCAGGUGUGGUUUGGAUUUACUCUGGCUCGUAGGGAAAUCAGAGGAGUAUUGACGACACCAGCACAAAACCCGGUUUCUGCAGCGAGAGCCGUUUGUGUUCUUUCUGAGAUUUUUUUGCCUCCCCCCUGACUUUGCACAAAAAAAUGCAGGUUUGGAUGUAUUAUUUGGAUGUAUUUUUUUUUUCUUGUUGAUUAUUUUGGGGUAUUUUUGUUUUUUGUAUUUUGUAUUGUUAUUACGACUUCUUGUGUUAUCGUGCAAAUGCAUCAGAGUGCGAGUGUUGAUGAGUACAGUGUGUGUAUACUGUGUCAUAUCACCACCUCUGAAUGAAAACCAAAACUUCUUCACUUUAACAAUGGAAAAGCUAAAGAAAUAUAAUAUAAAUAUAGUGUAUAUUCAAAUAUUUGAGGGAACAUUUGUGAAAAUAAAGGCAAUAACCAACCAGGA
Molecule: messenger RNA, 5589 nt
Organism: Acanthopagrus latus (yellowfin seabream)
Lineage: Eukaryota; Metazoa; Chordata; Actinopteri; Spariformes; Sparidae
Product: monoacylglycerol lipase ABHD2
Exons: 12
Coding region: 439-1734 (431 amino acids)
Biological process (GO): sperm capacitation; acylglycerol catabolic process; medium-chain fatty acid biosynthetic process
Cellular component (GO): sperm flagellum; sperm plasma membrane
Molecular function (GO): monoacylglycerol lipase activity; acetylesterase activity
Source: RefSeq, a predicted model, not a curated record